AUGCGGCCCCAUCGACGUCUGCGUGAGUCCCUCACGCCCCAGCAGCUGCGUGAGUGGUACGCUGGUUGGGGCUGUAGGGGUGGUGGCGCUACUACUGCUACCACUCCUGCUGCUUCUACUACUGGUGGCGGCCAGAUGCAGCUCCCGCGACCCCCCCGCGCGUCUCUCACGCCUCAGCAGCUUCGUGAGUGGUACGCUCAGAGUGGAGGGUCUCUCAGUUCUGUUUGCUGCUCUUACGUGAUUCUCACUGGUGCUCGGACUGGUCAGCCCUGUGGGACACCUAGUCAUACACAGUCCCGCUGCUUCGCCCGUCUGAGCGACGCCUGGCGUACCGUGUUUGGCGACGAGGCUGAGCUCCCCGACUGGGUGGAGUUGCUUAGGCAGAGGGUAGAUAUAUUUGCUCUUGACUAUGAUGCUAUUCUCACUGCCAUGUAUGCAUUGCCUACUAGUGCUGACCGUGCCGGUCACCUGUGCGUACCGCCUGACCCGGGUAUAGGACCUGCUGCUCUAGCUACUAGUGAGGCUGCUGCUGCUCUGGGGGCUAGUGAGUCUCCUGCUCCAGGUACUGGUGCGGCUGCUGCUCUAGGUGCUAGUGAGUCUGCUUCCUCAGGUGCGGGUGAGGCUGCGCUCUCAGGUACCACGUUGGCUUCGGCCUCCCUCACCUUUACACUUGGCUCUGGGGCUUCUCGCUCCUUCUUUCGGGACCGCACCACACUCACGCCGCUUGGUCGGCCUGUUGCAGUCUCCCUGGCUGACCCCUCUGGGGGUCCUGUCCUCGCUCACUUUUCCACUGUCCUCCCGUGUCCGGCUGCCCCCUCGGGCACCCUGUCUGGCCUGUACCUCCCCUCGUUCUCGACGAACUUGGUGAGUGGUGCAGACCUGCAGGAUGCGGGGGUUCACCAGUUCACUCCUGCGAGUCAGCGGGUGACCCACUGCACGGACGCACGCACAGGCCGGCACCUGGCCACGUUCUCGCGUCGGCCGGGGUUGAGCCUCUACACCCUGACCACUGAGUCUCCUCCUGUCCCUGCGUCCGGUCAGGUAGCAGCGUCAGGUCAGGUGUUUGCUGCUGCGUCCAGGUCUGGUCCUGAGUCUGCCCCCUGCUCGUGUCGCCUCUUGUCUCACGAGACUCUCCUGUGGCACCACCGUCUUGGCCACCCCACCUUGCCCCGUCUUCGGGGCAUGGCUUCCCGUGUCCUUGUCUCUGGUCUUCCCCAAUCUCUCCCUCCCCUUCCUUCGGGACCAGGACCUUCCUGUGUCCCCUGUGUCGAGGGGCGCCUCAGGGCUGCACCUCACUCCUCCCAGUUUCCCUCGACAGAGGCUCCUCUGCAGACGCUUCACAUGGACGUGUGGGGCCCGGCCCCCGUCCGUGGGCAGGGUCACGAGCGCUACUUCCUGUUGGUGGUUGACGACUACUCGCGUUACACCUCAGUCUUCCCCUUGCGCAGCAAGGGUGCUGUCACUGAGGUGCUGAUCGACUGGAUCCGCGAGGCUCGUCUCCAGCUCAGGAGGAGCUUCGGCUCGGACUUUCCUGUUCUGCGUCUGCACUCUGACCGAGGUGGGGAGUUCUCCUCUCGCCUUAUGCGAGACUACUGUCGUGCACAGGGGAUCCGCCAGACCUUUACGCUUCCGGACUCUCCACAGCAAAAUGGGAUUGCUGAGCGCCGCAUUGGCAUGGUCAUGAAUGUCGCUCGUACGUCCAUGAUGCAUGCGGCUGCCCCCCAUUUUCUGUGGCCGUUUGCGGUUCGGUACGCGGCGCAUCAGCUCAACCUUCACCCCAGGGUCUCUCGGCCCGAUAUGUCCCCACGGUUACUGUGGACGGGGAAGGUCGGCGAUGCGUCUGCGUUCCGUUUCUACCACCCCUCCUCUCGUCGUGUUCUGUCCUCCCAGGACGUCACGUUUGACGAGUCAGUCCCCUUCUACCGCCUCUUCCCCUACCGUACUCCUUCCCUCCCCCCCCCACCGGACUUCCUGGUGCCAGUUCCCCCCCCGGUAGACCCCCUCCCCCCUCAGGUUCCUGCCCCUUCAGGUGUGUCCCAGGUAGACACAGUCGAGCCAAUCGAGGUUGCUGCUGAGUCUGGUCCUGCUGCGGGUGCAGAGUCUGGGGGUGCUACGCCUGCGGGUGCUGAGCUUGGGGGUGCUGCUGCUGGGGGUGCUGAGCCUGGGGGUGCGAGGCCGGGGGGUGCUGAGCUUGGGGGUGCUGCUGCUGGGGGUGCUGAGCCGGGAGGUGCUACGUCAGGAGCUGCUGAGCCUGGGGGUGCUGAGCCUGGAGGUGCGGAGCCUGCGACUGCUGGACCUGGGGGCUCUCCGGUUGCUCCGUCUCGGCGGGAGCCGCUCUCUCCACAGGAGCUGCGCGAGUGGUUUGCUCGCCGCUGGAGGCGUGCUGCUGGAGCUGGAGCUCCUUCGACUGCUGAGCGUGCUGGUGCUGCCGGUCCCGGAGCUGCUGGGCCUGCGGGUCCUACUGGAGCUGGAGCUGCUGAGCCUGGGGGUGCUGAGUCUGGAGCUGCUGAGCCUGGGGGUGCUGAGUCUGGGGCUGCUGAGCCUGGGGGUGCUACGUCUGGAGCCGCUGAGCCUGGGGUUUCUCCUGGUGCUGCGUCUCGGCGGGAGCCCCUCUCUCCACAGGAGCUGCGCGAGUGGUUUGCUCGCCGCUGGAGGCGUACUGCUGGAGCUGGAGCUUCUUCGACCGUCGAGGGUACUGGUGCCGCCGGUCCCGGAGGUGCUACGCCUGCGGGUCCUACUGGAGCUGGGGCUGCUGAGGGCGUUGGUGCUGAGUCUGCUGCUGUCUGUCCUGACGGUGGUUCUGCUGCUGGUGCUGCUGGAGGUCCUGCCGCUGGAGGUUUUGGUGGCGCUGGUGCUGCCGCUGAGGGUGCUGGUGCUGUCCCUGCUGAGUCUGGAGCUGCCGCGCGGCCUCGACCGUACUUCGUUCCGCUUCUGCAGCAGCGUCGUGAGCGUGCGUCUCGUCCCGCGUCGCCUGUUCGUGCUGCCCGCGCUAGAGGUCGUGGUUCGCGUCCGCGUCCUCCUCCUGUCCCUGGCACGCACCGGAUGUCUCUGCGUCCGUCCACUGCUCCUCUGCGUGCCCUUUUGCCUUCUUCUCCUGAGUCCUCCCUUCCUGUGCUUACCGACCCAGAGUCGGACUCCCUUCGUGCUGCCAGUCCUACCGUCACGCGUCUCCUUGCUACUGUCGUCACUGACCCCUCUUUUGAGUCCGCUGCAGCGUCUGCUCUUGUCGCUGAGCUCGUCGACUUUGCUGCUCGCUGUCGUCUAGACUACGCUGCUAGUCUUGUUGCUGAGUCUGCGUCUGUCUGUCCUCCGUCCGUCGGGGGUGAGUGUGCUCUUGGCACGGACGUCCUAGAGGACAGGCAGGAGGAGUUCCAGUGUCUGGCUGCUGCUUCACCUCAUCUCGCGUCUGUACUGCUUGCUCCUGAGGGAGACCCGGAUGCACUAGACAUCCCGACUCCGCGCUCUUACGCGGAGGCCGUAGAGGGUCCCUACUCCUCUCAGUGGCAGGCAGCUAUGGAUGCAGAGAUGGCUUCCUGGAAGUCCACAGGCACCUACGUUGACGCGGUUCCCCCUCCUGGGGCGAACAUCGUCAGUGGCAUGUGGAUCUUCAGGGUGAAGCGGCCGCCGGGCUCUCCACCUAUCUUCAAGGCGCGGUACGUCGCUCGUGGCUUCAGUCAGCGACAGGGAGUUGACUACUUUCAGACCUUCUCUCCCACCCCGAAGAUGACCACUCUUCGGGUGCUGCUGCACAUAGCCGCUCAGCGCGACUACGAGCUUCACUCUCUCGACUUCAGUACUGCGUUCUUGCAGGGGAGCCUCCACGAGGAGAUCUGGCUGCGCCGUCCACCUUGCUUCACUGGGACUUUCCCUCCUGGCACCCAGUGGAGCCUCCGACGGCCAGUCUACGGUCUCCGCCAGGCACCACGUGAGUGGCACGACACACUGAGGACUACACUUGCGGCCCUUGGGUUUGCUCCUUCUACUGCUGACCCGUCGCUGUUUCUGCGCACCGACACUUCACUGCCGCCGUUCUACAUCCUCGUGUACGUCGACGACUUGGUCUUUGCCACAGCGGACACUGCUGGACUCGCCUACGUGAAGUCCGAGCUGCUGAAGAGACACACGUGCACAGACCUGGGUGAACUGCGCAGCUACCUUGGCUUGCAGAUCACUCGGGACAGAGCACGCCGCACCAUUACCUUGACUCAGUCACACAUGGUGCAGCAGGUCCUUCAGCGCUUCGGCUUCACGUACUCCUCGCCUCAGGCCACUCCUCUGUCUACUCGCCACUCGCUCUCAGCUCUGCCUUCGGAUGAGUCCGUAGAGUCGAGUGGCCCGUACCCAGAGCUUGUUGGCUGCCUCAUGUACCUGAUGACCUGCACACGACCUGACCUUGCAUACCCUCUUAGCAUUCUUGCACGCUAUGUUGCUCCUGGGAGACACCAACCAGAGCACAUGGCUGCAGCGAAGAGGGUAUUGCGCUACCUGUGCAGUACGUCGGGCAUGGGGCUAGUGCUUGGAGGGCGGAGUCCAGUGGUACUUACAGGUCACGCGGACGCUUCUUGGGCUGACGACCAGGCUACGCAGCGGUCGUCACAGGGUUACACCUUCAGCCUUGGCUCCGGCUCUGUCUCGUGGCGGGCUACUCGCUCGUCUUCGGUUCUCAGCUCGAGUUGUGAGGCUGAGAUCUACGCAGGGGCCAUGGCUGCACAGGAGCUUCGCUGGCUCACCUACCUGCUGACUGACCUUGGAGAGCCGCCUCGUUCUCCUCCAGUGCUGUACGUAGACAACAAGGCCAUGCUGGUCAUGUGUCGAGAGCAGCGUCUGGAGCACAGAACGAAGCACAUUGCUCUUCGCUACUUCCUUGCUCGUGAGCUACAGCAGCGUGGACAGUUGCGGCUUGCGUACGUGGCCUCUGAGGCCAACACUGCUGAUGUGUUCACCAAGGCACUCGCGCCUUGUGACCAUCAGCGCUUCUGCACCCAGCUGGGUCUUGUGCCUGUCUUGCCUCACUUGCUCUCCUCUUGA
Closterium sp. NIES-65 is the source of this 5028-nucleotide messenger RNA. Lineage: Eukaryota; Viridiplantae; Streptophyta; Zygnematophyceae; Desmidiales; Closteriaceae. The record is from the annotation of a GenBank genome assembly.